AUGUUCGUCGAACAUCUUUCUCUACGCGCAAGACAUACGAUGAACAGUACCGCCAGUCCACCAGUACUCCCGAAUCCGUUCACGCCAAUGGCAUUUCUGCCGCCAGAUAUAGCUUACCAAAACAUGAUUGCAACACAUGUCUAUGUCGGUACGCUGUCUGUCCUCAUCUGGGACAUCCUGAACAAUGCCCGGCAUGAUUUAUUCGCAGUGUUCACCUAUCCCGUAAAGGUGCCAUCGGUAGUGUACCAAAUCUCGAGAUCGGCAGCCUUCACCUUCUCCCUGUGCACUGUCAUAUACCAAACUGCAGCCGUGUCCAUCCCCUGCUCAAGGUUCUGUAGAAUUAUCGACUGGCUUUUCGCAGUAGCAGUCGCUUCAACCGCCCUCCUCUUUCUCAUUCGCGUGCUCGCAAUAUUCGAGCGAAACAAGCCCGCUCGCAUAUUUUUCUGCGUAAUGUGGCUCGCCGUUCUCGCAGGCGUCCUGGCGCCAUCGCAAGGGCUUGCUGGCGACAAUAUCGGUCCGACGAAACACUGCAUCAAUGUCAAGAUCGAAACAUACGUUGGGAUAGCAGGGAUAAUCCCUCUUGUGAACGACACGCUCGUGUUCCUCGCGAUCUCAUGGAGGCUCGCGAGAAUUUCUUACGCGUCCAAUCCGCUAAGAGGAGGAAUCGCAGCGUUCUUCCGUGGCGAUUACCUGCCUGCUUUCUCCCGAGGCCUCUUACAAGAUGGGCAGGUGUACUAUCUGACAACAGUCACAACGAGCCUGCUUACCGUGAUCGUCUUCUAUUUCCCCCUUAUUCCUGUCGUCUAUCGCGCAAUGUUCGCAGUGCCAAACGCAGCGCUCAUGAACAUAAUGGCGUGUCGCGUUUACCGACGCACCAAGUCUGGAAAAUAUUAUCGCAAGGAGUCCCACAACAUCAGCACCAAUCUGGGUUCCUCCAAGGCGAACGACGCCGUCAUCCCUCUAUCUUUCGCCGGCAAAAGGAACGGAAAGACGGGUUCGGCAAUAUCGAAGGGGAUGGGAAAUAAGCAUGGCGAUGUCAUUGAGAUCGUCAAAACAGUAGAACACAAUCGCCUCGAGGAUGAUAAAGGGAUUGGUUAUGGAAGAGGAACUGAUGCUUCCACCAUCGUGUGA
This is a messenger RNA of Cyclocybe aegerita, 1131 nucleotides long. The record is from the annotation of a GenBank genome assembly. NCBI's taxonomy places the organism in Eukaryota, Fungi, Basidiomycota, Agaricomycetes, Agaricales, Hemipholiotaceae.